GAGUCACUAUUGUGGCCAUUAUGACAGCGCCAUCAUUCCCCAACGACUCUUCUUCCUGUGUUGGCUUGACCCUUGGACGGCGGCCCAGCUCAUUGCGUGGCAGGGCUUCCAAUUGGUGCUGAAAGGUGAACGUCAAAUCACAUUGUUGUCUGCUCGAAUCAUUCCCCUGCUCUACAUUGUGAUCUGCUCUGCACCAUGGUGACCACUACCUCGAAAUACUCCAGCACCCGAUAUCAUGACCAUUCACUAAAGGAAUUCUUCAGCUUCGAGGAAGUUGUGCUCAAAGGGUUGGCCUCUGAUGGAGGUUUAUUCCAUCCUCACACGGUGCCCAACGUCCGGUCAGAGUAUCUGAAAUGGAAAGACCUCUCGUUUUCAGACCUUGCCUUCCAGGUCAUGAGACUGUACAUCGACCAGCAUGAAAUCUCGGAUCAAGAACUAAAGUCGAUUGUCGACCGGAGUUACUCAACUUUCAAGCACUCCCAAACGGUGCCGCUGGUCACUUUGGACGAGAGCAAGAACCUCCAUCUGCUGGAGCUGUUCCACGGGCCCACUUUUGCUUUCAAGGAUGUCGCCCUCCAGUUCUUGGGAAAUCUGUUCGAAUUCUUCCUUGUGCGCAAGAACCAGAACCUGGAGAAGGGCCAUGCGCGCCAUCACCUUACCGUGAUCGGUGCUACCUCUGGCGACACAGGAUCAGCAGCUAUAUAUGGGUUGCGGGGAAAGAAGGAUGUCAGUAUUUUUAUCAUGUUCCCCGAUGGCAAAGUGUCCCCGGUCCAGGAAGCCCAGAUGACGACGGUGCUCGACCCCAACGUCCACUGCUUGAGUGUCCAGGGCACGUUUGAUGACUGCCAGGACUAUGUCAAGGCCUUGUUCGCAGAUCCAGAAAUGAACAAAAUCCACCACCUGGCGGCUGUGAACUCGAUUAACUGGGCGCGGAUAUUGGCUCAGAUCACGUAUUACUUCUAUGCCUAUUUUCAGCUUCUCAAACAGCAGCCCGAGCUGAACGAGGUCAAAUUUGUGGUUCCGACAGGCAAUUUUGGCGACAUCUUGGCCGGUUACUAUGCGAAACGUAUGGGGCUUCCGGUGGCGAAACUUGUGAUUGCGACCAACGAGAAUGAUAUCCUGCACCGCUUCUGGCAGACGGGAUCAUACACUAAGAAGCAGAAGCCGGCAGGAGAACCGCAUGAAGGCGUCAAGGAGGAUGGCGCGGAGGCGCACGAGGAUGGCGUCAAGGAGACUUACAGCCCUGCCAUGGAUAUUCUUGUCUCUUCAAAUUUCGAACGGCUUCUUUGGCACUUGACUCUAGAACAUGAGCUCGACCAGAACCCCCAUAUCAAGGUGGAAUCCUCGGUGAGAGUCGCUGGAGCCAAGAUUGAUGGUUGGUUCCAACAGUUGAAACAGACUGGAUCGUUUACCGUGGAUGGGGAAGUUCUGGACAGGGCACGUGAGGUCUUUGGUAGCUAUAGGGUUAGCAAUCCAGAGACUCUCGAGGCCAUCCGAGACUGCUACCGAGGGGAAGCCAUCUCCAACAAAGGAUAUGUGCUCGAUCCUCAUUCUGCGAUCGGCGUGGCCGCGAGCCUGCGAGAAAUCUCCGCAGCCGGCUCAGCGUCCAAGGUGCCGGUUGUGUCACUGGCGACUGCGCACCCGGCCAAAUUCGCUGGCGCUGUUGAACUGGCUUUGAAGGAAGAACAGGGGUUCGACUUCAGCAAGAUUCUGCCAGAGGAAUUCGUCGGAUUAAGCGACAAGGAGAGAAAAGUGUUGAAGGUGUCGGCGACGGAGGGACUGGCUGGGAUUCGCCAGAUCAUCACGCGGGAGGUCGAAAAGGAAAAGGAGGUUGGGCAAAACGGCGCUUGAGUGGACAUGAUAGAGAAAAUGCAGCACCCCUGCGGGACUUCGGAUUUUGGUUACUGAGUCGAUAGGCUCUCCCCGUCGAGCAACGGCAAUAAGUAAACGUCUAUUCCUGUUCAAGAACGAGAAGUCAGCUCCGCGGCGCUCUUCUAACCAGAGAGGAACAGGUCAACUUUUCUGACUUUUGGCCACUACUCGUGCCUGUACUCCGUGUUCCGUACACCAACACCUCCGCUCAGCUCGCAGAGUAUGGCGCAGCCCAAAUUCUGACCUGCUUGCAGGUUUGAUUUGACUUG
Messenger RNA from Cladophialophora immunda, 2141 nucleotides. RefSeq names its product threonine synthase. The transcript has a single exon. Gene Ontology annotation, molecular function: threonine synthase activity; pyridoxal phosphate binding. NCBI's taxonomy places the organism in Eukaryota, Fungi, Ascomycota, Eurotiomycetes, Chaetothyriales, Herpotrichiellaceae. Gene Ontology annotation, biological process: L-threonine biosynthetic process. The record is from RefSeq and is a predicted model, not a curated record. The coding region runs from base 196 to 1851 and encodes 551 amino acids.